Tarenaya hassleriana is the source of this 244-nucleotide messenger RNA. RefSeq lists its product as uncharacterized. The record is from RefSeq and is a predicted model, not a curated record. NCBI's taxonomy places the organism in Eukaryota, Viridiplantae, Streptophyta, Magnoliopsida, Brassicales, Cleomaceae. The transcript has a single exon. The coding region runs from base 59 to 229 and encodes 56 amino acids.
CUUCUUCAGAUCCGACCAGACAUAGUCGCUAGCACCCCGGUGCGAUUUCGGCGGCGGUAUGAAAUCGGAGAUAAUUGCACCUCCACACAUGUCGGCUCACGGAAAGGGUGUAAAUGUUCACAAAUGGAAUCUUACCGGCGAAAACGAAAAAUCUCUCUCUCUCUCUCUUCUUGAUGGAGUUUCUCUUCCUCUCUUCUUACUUUGGCUUUUUUUUACGUCAGAAAAAUAAUAAAAGAGCUUUACA